Molecule: messenger RNA, 892 nt
Organism: Tribolium castaneum (red flour beetle)
Lineage: Eukaryota; Metazoa; Arthropoda; Insecta; Coleoptera; Tenebrionidae
Product: C-type lectin
Exons: 4
Coding region: 129-782 (217 amino acids)
Source: RefSeq, a predicted model, not a curated record
CAAGGCGAAGAAGACGCUACCUGUAAUCGUUAUGUUUCUCUUUCUCUACACAAGACCCCACCUUCCUAUAUAUAGGGGUCUUAUUGGUUUUCGGAUUCAUUUUAACUUUAGUGUCACUUCGGUUGAAAAUGAAAAGUGCCGUUUUGAUCGUGGGCCUUUUCGGCCUGGCUUUGGGGCAGUUCCCCAAUGGGAGGAUCCUCGAGCCCCCAGUGCCAGCACUAUGUGCCCAGAGGACCAUCCACGAAAGAACUCCAGACGGUAAGGGUUACUUCUUCAGCUGGCGCGACCCCGCGUUGAAAGACGUGCAGGAAGACUGGCUGGGAGGUCGCAACUACUGCCGCCAACGCUGCAUGGACCUAAUCUCUUUAGAAACAAGCGCUGAGAACGAAUGGAUCAAAAAACGCAUCGUAGACGAGAAGGUUAAAUAUAUUUGGACUUCCGGCCGCUUGUGCGACUUCAAGGGCUGCGACCGAGCCGACCUUCAACCCUUGCCCAUCAACGGAUGGUUCUGGACCGCGGUGCUCCAGAAACUGGCACCCACCACCCAGCGAGACCAAAACGACUGGUCGGAAAGCGGAGGCAUUGGCAAACCACAGCCUGAUAACAGGGAAGCCCAACAAGGGGGCGCCAGCGAAAACUGUCUCGCCAUUCUCAAUCAGUUUUAUAACGAUGGGGUUAACUGGCAUGAUGUGGCUUGCCACCACCGCAAGCCCUUCGUCUGUGAGGAGAACGAGGACUUGCUCAAGUACGUCCGUUACACCAACCCCAACUUGGCAGUUUAAUUUAGUGAUUUGAUGCUGUGGACUGACAAAUUAUGCAGCAUUUUACGAAUACGUUGUAAUUUAUUUUGUAAUUUAAGGCAGGGAAGCAUAAUAAAUAUUUCAUUUCAAAA